Molecule: messenger RNA, 1215 nt
Organism: Corticium candelabrum
Lineage: Eukaryota; Metazoa; Porifera; Homoscleromorpha; Homosclerophorida; Plakinidae
Exons: 1
Coding region: 64-1074 (336 amino acids)
Source: RefSeq, a predicted model, not a curated record
UACACAUGCGUAGGAUGAUAUUAGCAUCACUAAUAGUCACGUGACAAAUCACAGCUACUCAACAUGGCUGCAAUAGUAGCAUCUGUAAGUUUGUCUGCAAUGUUGCUAGCAGCAGCAUGGGGCUACGUGCAGGUAACACCCAAUAUGAAAUCCUUCUCUUCUGCUAUCAAAGGCGGUUCUUUGGCUUCAAAUAAAGAGAAAAUACUGUACAGCCGUUCAACAGGGCCUGGAGUGAUUACUGAACAGUGGUUCACUGGACGUGAGGCAAUGAAUGAAGACACACGCAUUCGAAUCUACAUUGAUGGUGAAACUGAAGCAAGUCUUGAUUUCCAGUUGUUUCUCGCUCAUGGCAUUGGAGCUGGUGAAGCACAAGAAGUAGGAAACAUUCCAUGGGGAACAAACAGAAUUGCCCAUGAAGCUGAUGGAGGCAUAUAUAACACUUACCGAAUUCCAUACGCAAAAUCACUUAAAGUGACAGCAACCCAUCCCAAAGGUGGAGCAUUUUGGUACAUCAUACGUGGUGUGGAGAAUUAUCCUGUUAUUCUUGGUGACCUGCAGCUCCCUGCUAACACACGCCUUCAUCUAUACAAGACAGUAAACCAAGUCCUAGCUCCAUACCAAUUCAUCACUUUGGCUAAUAUCUCGGGCAAUGCAGGAGCUCUCUAUCAAGUCACUUUGUCAACCCACAGCCAAGACUACAGCCAUUUAGAAGCUUGCUUCAGAGCUAUUAUUGAUGGUGAAGAAAUGUUUCUAUCGUCUGGAACUGAAGACUUUUUUCUGUCUGCUUACUACUUCAACAGAGGGCUGUAUCACAAUGACAAUUCUGGUCUCACAUUCAAAGACAAGAAAGGUUCUAUGAGUGCCUACAAGUUCUUUGACAACGACCCUAUGUUAUUCACUACAUCAUUAGCACUCAUGUGGCGUUGUGGUGAGAAGAUCAAUGGAGCAGAUGGGUGUCCUAACGAUUUUCCACGUCCAUCAACACAAGACAAUCACAGGCUGGGUGAUGCUGUUGGCAAGUUGCAACUCCAGAAUACGAACACUACCGCGUACGUUUGGGUUUACCAAUGGUAAUUCAUUUUACUUAUGACCUUUUCUGUCUGUUGCAAAUCAUGGAUUAAGAUGGAUGUUUACCUUGUUUAACUCUCCUAGCAUGUCGUCUUUCAUUCUAUUGUCACUGAAUAUAACUGCAUACCUGUCGUGUACCCAAACAAA